Parasteatoda tepidariorum (common house spider) is the source of this 363-nucleotide messenger RNA. RefSeq names its product alpha-(1,6)-fucosyltransferase-like. The record is from RefSeq and is a predicted model, not a curated record. Lineage: Eukaryota; Metazoa; Arthropoda; Arachnida; Araneae; Theridiidae.
AUGAGAGAUUUACGUAAGAAAAUUAUGUGUAGGCUAGCUUUUGAAUUGAAGCACGCCAUAGACGAUAAAUCUGUCGAUGUGUCAAGGAAAGCUGUAAGUUUGGACAUACUACAUCAUUAUGCGUGGGUAACUCCUCCUGCACGAAAAGCCAUCUACGGCCACGUGCCCAAGUCCCCAAGAGAAAUUCCAUUCGAAAAGGGAGACGUUCUGAUUUACAAAAACGAAUAUUCUACAGUGAAUGCUGCAUUGAAAGGCAAAACAGCAAAUGGAUUCUUAAGAAUGAUAAGCAACAAGAAUGAAUUUUCAGAAGGUUUUGUACCAGCCUAUAAGACAAGAGAAACUUCCCAGUUAACUACGUUUUGA